UAUAGGGCUACAGCACUGGACGUCGCGGGCCGCCAGAACGCCUACAAUAUGACUCUCGCGGCGCGGGGUAUCGUCGAGCUCUUUCGUCUUAUUAGGCGCGAGGACGAGGUUUACCGGCAGAUCCUUACAUUCUCCAUCUCCCACGACCAUUGCUCUACGAGGAUAUACGGAUAUUAUGCAGUAAUCGACGGGAAGGAUACGAAAUAUUACCGCUACCCGAUUAACAAAUUUAACUUUACAGCACUUGACGGAAAGGACAAGUGGACUGCGUAUCGGUUUACUAAGAAUGUUUACGACACUUGGAUGCCAGAUUACUUUCAGAGGAUCUGCUCGGCCAUUGAUCAGUUACCGUUGAAGAUACCUAGACUUUGAUAUCGCGGCGCAUACGAGAUGGGUGGAGCUGGGCCGUGUGUGUGGCCAGGCUCUCUACCGCAGC
This is a messenger RNA of Durotheca rogersii, 436 nucleotides long. RefSeq lists its product as uncharacterized. The record is from RefSeq and is a predicted model, not a curated record. NCBI's taxonomy places the organism in Eukaryota, Fungi, Ascomycota, Sordariomycetes, Xylariales, Xylariaceae. The transcript has a single exon. The coding region runs from base 49 to 372 and encodes 107 amino acids.